AUGCUGGCGUGCGCGCUGGCGUGGCGCGCUGGCGUGCGCGUUGGCAUGCGCGUUGGCGUGCGCGCUGGCGGGCGCGCUGGCGUGCGCGCUGGCGUGGCGCGCUGGCGUGCGCGCUGGCGUGCGCGCAGGCGUGUGCGCUGGCGUGGCGCGCUGGCGUGGCGCGCUGGUGUGCGUGCUGGCGUGGCGCGCUGGCGGGCGCGCUGGCGUGGCGCGCUGGCGUGCGCGCUGGCGUGCGCGCUGGCGUGGCGCGCUGGCGGGCGCGCUGGCGUGGCGCGCUGGCGUGGCGCGCUGGCGUGCGCGCUGGCGUGGCGCGCUGGCGUGCGCGCUGGCGUGCGCGCUGGCGGGCGCGAUGUCGCGCGCGCUGGCGGGCGCGCUGGCGUGCGCGCUGGCGUGGCGCGCUGGCGUGCGCGCUGGCGUGCGCGCAGGCGUGUGCGCUGGCGUGGCGCGCUGGCGUGCGCGCUGGCGGGUGCACUGGCGUGGCGCGCUGGUGUGCGCGCUGGCGUGCGCGCUGGCUAG
Messenger RNA from Closterium sp. Yama58-4, 516 nucleotides. The record is from the annotation of a GenBank genome assembly. Lineage: Eukaryota; Viridiplantae; Streptophyta; Zygnematophyceae; Desmidiales; Closteriaceae.